AUGGCAGAACUACACGUAAUCGGUGAGCUACGCACGGCAGUGGACUUUGAAGAACCCAACCUCUUCUGCCGGUGGAGCGUACAGUUUGGUUCCUCUUGGAAGGUGAUUGAAGGAUACGCCGAAGGGCAAUCCUGCUGCAGUACGGCGCGCAUCGAGCAGCGGUCAGACUUUUGCACCCCCAUCGAUCUGCACCUGGCGUGUCGCGGUAUCCAAGGUUGGCCCAAACUGCACGUGGAGGUGUUCGCCGUGAACGCGCUCCAGCAAUACUGGCCGGUAGGAUACGGUUUCGCUUUCAUUCCGACGUGCCCAGGACACCAUCGGGUGCAGAUCGCCACCUGGAAAGUAUCAUCACCGCGGAUAGCCGACACAUUACGGGAACGAUUCCAUACAGGAGGAUUCUCGCUGGCCAAGAGCGACAUCGCGUUCUCCGGUAUUGAACGCUACAAGUUGCUCACCAAAACGUCCGGCACGGUCGAGCUGGAAUUGAUGCUGAUUUUCAAAAACUUCGUCGAAUAUGGGGUCGAGCUGCACUAA
This is a messenger RNA of Anopheles aquasalis, 534 nucleotides long. RefSeq names its product B9 domain-containing protein 2 (gene B9d2). Gene Ontology annotation, biological process: cilium assembly. Gene Ontology annotation, cellular component: MKS complex. Lineage: Eukaryota; Metazoa; Arthropoda; Insecta; Diptera; Culicidae. The record is from RefSeq and is a predicted model, not a curated record.